Messenger RNA from Prunus mume (Japanese apricot), 2744 nucleotides. The record is from RefSeq and is a predicted model, not a curated record. Lineage: Eukaryota; Viridiplantae; Streptophyta; Magnoliopsida; Rosales; Rosaceae.
UCUUUGCCGACUACUUCUCCUCAACCCCAAACCAAACCAACCUGAGGACUUUAACCACGGUUCAGAAUUAACCCUAAAUCAGAGUUUAAGCUUUUUAACCAGAGUACAUUCAUGCAGUUAGGAUUUAGGAGAGCCCAACAAGAAGAACGAACACAGACAAAACCCAGUUCCUCUAACCUCCAUACUUUUGCUUUAAACAAAACAAAGGCCAAAGCUUUUUAUGGUUUUUUUUUUCCUGGGCUCUCAUUAUUGCUCGUGAAAUAACUGGUUGUUUGUUUUCCGGGAAAAAGAAGUCUGUCCCUCAGUUGAAACUCUCACUUUCCCGGGAAUGGUUCCAGUGCCAAAGAAGGACUCUUCUUGCUUUGCUGCCUUAUCCAAUCAAUUCCUCAUGAUCCCAUUUUGCAUGCCGAAACUGGUGUGUAUAGUUUUCUCUUGACCCUUGUGUUUUCUGGAUUUAUUUUGUUUCUGGGUUUUCUUUGUGGCUUGAAAUUAUGGUUCUUUGAGAUCUGAAAUUGUAGCCAUGUUGGGUGUAUUUGAUUUGGUUGAAUGUAUAAAGUUUCAGAUAUUUGGGGCUGAGAUUUGAUGUGGGUAUUGAAAUUUCAAGUUUGAUAUUUGUUGGGUAAUUGAUUUUCUGGAUUUUAUAGAUGAAGAUUGAGAUGGGUUUAGGAGGUGGGGUUUGGAAUGAUGGAGAUAAGGCUAUGGUUGCUGCAGUUUUAGGCACUCGAGCUUUCGAUUACUUGAUAUCGAGCUCGGUUUCUUCGAACGAGAAUUCGUGCAUGGGUAUAGGGACUGAUGAAAAUUUGCACAACAAGCUCUCGGAUCUUGUGGAGCCUCCGAAUGUUUCAAAUUUUAGCUGGAAUUAUGCAAUUUUCUGGCAAAUUUCAAGGUCCAAGUCUGGUGAUUGGGCUUUGUGUUGGGGGGAUGGUUCUUGUAGAGAGCCUAAGGAGGGUGAAGAGUCUGAAGCCACAAGAAAUCUCAAUCUUAGGCUUGAGGACGAGACCCAGCAGACGAUGAGGAAGAUAGUGCUUCAGAAGUUGCACACUUUGUUUGGGAGCUCAGAUGAGUAUAAUGGUGCUCUUGGAUUAGACCGGGUCACUGAUACAGAGAUGUUCUUGCUUGCUUCUAUGUAUUUUUCGUUUCCAAGAGGAGAAGGGGGCCCUGGCAAGUGCUUUGCGUCCGGGAAGCAUGUCUGGCUCUCGGACUUGUUGAAAUUGGAGUCAGAUUAUUGUGUUCGAUCGUUUCUUGCUAAGUCUGCUGGAGUUCAGACAAUUGUUUUAGUCCCAACAGAUGUGGGUGUCGUUGAAUUGGGUUCAGUGAGAUGUGUAGGGGAGAGUUUAGAGUUGUUGCAAUCCAUAAGGUCACUGUUUUCGACUCAGUCCUCGCUCAUGAGGUCUAAGCCCCUGACAGGGUUCCCGGUGAUGGGAAAGAGGAGAGAUGAAAAUGCCCAGCUAACUAAUUUGAGCCCUGUGGAGAGAGGGGAAGGAGUUCCCAAAAUUUUUGGGCAAGAUUUGAACUCAGGGAACUCAGGCCGGCCUCGUUAUAGAGAGAAACUUGCCGUUAGAAAGGUGGAGGAGAGGCCGUGGGAUGUGUACUCUAAUGGGAACAGGAUUGCAUUUUCAAGUCCUCGAAAUGGUAUUCAAGGUUCAAGUUGGCCUCAUAUUCAUGAUGCGAAACAGGGGAGCCCAACUGAGAUGUAUGCUUCUCAAAGUCCUGUGAAUAAUAUACAGGAGCUUGUUAAUGGGGCCAGGGAUGAUUUUCGUCUUAACCAUUAUCAACCACAGAAGCAGGUACCCAUACAAAUUGACUUUUCAGGGGCCACUUCAAGGCCUUCUGUGGUUGCCCGACCUGUUGGUGCUGAUUCUGAGAACUCAGAUGCCGAAGCUCCAUGCAAGGAGGGCAGGAAGCCUGCAAAUGGAAGAGAAGAACCCCUCAAUCAUGUGGAGGCAGAGAGGCAGCGGCGUGAGAAGCUGAACCAGCGGUUUUAUGCUUUACGAGCUGUUGUACCCAACAUAUCCAAGAUGGACAAAGCAUCCUUGUUGGGAGAUGCCAUUGCUUACAUCAAUGAGCUCCAGGCGAAACUUAAGGUGAUGGAAGCAGAUAGGGAGAACCUCGGGGGCACUUCAAGAGAUGCGUCAGCUUUGGGGGCAAAUCCAGGUAUCAGUAUGGAAAACCAGAGCCAGGCAACUGAUGUUGAUAUUCAAGCUGUGCAUGAUGAGGUUGUUGUAAGGGUGAGCUGCCCUUUGGAUUCCCACCCUGCAUCAAGAGUCAUCCAAGCAUUCAAAGAGGCACAAAUCACCGUUGUCGAGUCAAAACUUGCCGCAGCAAACGAUACUGUGUUUCAUACGUUUGUCAUAAAAUCUCAGGGAUCCGAGCCGUUGACGAAGGAAAAGUUGAUUGCAGCAUUUUCCCGGGAAUCCAACUCCUUGCAGUCAUUGUCAUCUGUUGGGUAGCAGGAGAAUUGCAAUUAACAUAGUCCAUAGGUAUAGUAAGUGAAGAACCCAUUUAAAAGUUUCUUCAGAGGUUUUGAUAUACAGCCAGGGAUCCUGAAAAGGAAUAGCAUUGCUAGCUAGAAGUAGAAAAAAUAACUACCUAAUGACCAAGUAGGGGAGCAAAAUUUCUAUGAUUGUUUAUAGCAUACAUAUUCUGUCCUAAGUAUUCUUGCAAGGUCGAUUACAUUUGUAAGUUUAACCGACUCUAAAAUUGUUGGUUAUCAAGAAGCUCAUAGAUUUGUUUUGUUUUUUAAA